AUGAUUAUGAAUUUGGACUUAGCAGAAAGCCUGAAUUAUAUAAGCAAAUUGCAACCUAAAGAGUACAAAGACAACAAAAAUAAUUUAACAGUAAUAAAUUUAAGUCGUAAUCUUCUGAGUAGCUUUAAUCUGGACCGGAUAGUCGCAUUAGGCAUUACAUGCCCUUUCAAAAUAGACUUAGGUCAUAAUUUAAUUAAAAACAUACAUGUUUUAUCAGAUAUAUUGAAUACCAAUGAAGACUGCGAAGGUGAAAUUCAAAUAAGUGGGAACCCUGUGCAGUGUGAUUGUACAUUAGCAUGGAUUUUCAAUGAUAAUUAUCGCAACCAUUUUAGCGAUUUGCAGUGUAAUCAAACGUCAACCAAACAACUUACGAAUAUCACACAACUUCGACGGGACGAGCUGUGCGAUUGGCAACCUGUACUGUGUCCCAGAAAGUGCGUUUGUCACACUCAAUCUGAGUUUCUGACCAUUAAAUGCAACGGCAGGGAACUCGACGUUAUCGAAGAGCUGCCACGUCCCGAGCAACUUGGGCUCACGACUUCGAUUCUCGAUAUUAGCAGCAAUCAGUUCACGAGUUUGCCGCCAAAUAUCACAUUCGGCUAUGCAAACGUUUCACAACUCUACGCUUCGAACAAUAAAAUCUUCAACAUAAGUCUCUUUGAACUUCCAACCAAUUUGACAGUGCUGGAUCUACGUAAUAAUCGUUUAAAAUCGUUAAGUACUGAUUUUUUGCGUUCUUUUCUCAAUAAGAGCACGAAACUACAAUUUCUGAAUCUGAGUGCAAAUCCAUGGUUUUGCGACUGUGCUGCUCAACAGCUGCUCUACACGAUACGCGCACAUCGGCAACGCAUACCCGAUGUCGAGCAGUUACGAUGUGAUAAUCUACGGAAUGAUACCCUCCUAACAGCGAGCGUGAGCGAAUUAUGCCAAACUGAUAUUACCGUUAAAUAUUAUAAGUACCUGACCGUGGCUGUCACUUCUGCAGCGUCACUUAUUAUUAUUUUACUUCUCAUCAUCGCGUUAUUCUAUAAAUAUAAUUUGCAAGCGAAAGCCACAUAUUUAUAUAGCCACAAUAUAUUAACUUGUUGCAUUCAUGAGCGUGAGCUGGAUAAGAAUAAAAGAUUCGAUGCGUUCAUCUCCUAUGCACACCAAGACGCUGACUUCGUCAUCCAGAUUUUACUGCCACAACUCGAGCAAUGCGAACCACCAUUUCGUAUAUGCACGCACGAACGAAAUUGGUUGGCAGGCGCGUAUAUACCUAAAGAAAUCAUCGAAUCGGUUGAGCAGUCGCGUCGUACGAUCAUUGUUCUCUCGCAGCACUUCAUCGAAUCGGAAUGGGCGCGCAUGGAGUUUCGCACAGCGCAUCAGUGCUCGUUGAACGAAGGUCGUGCACGCAUAAUUAUGAUUAAAUAUGGUGAAAUUAUCAACAGUGGUUUAUUGGAUAAGGAAUUGAAGGCAUAUUUGGACAUGAACACAUAUCUGGAUUGGCAAGAUGACAGAUUUUGGGAUAAACUACGCUAUGCGAUGCCACAUAAAAUGGGUAUAAAACCGAAUACCGAUAUGCUUGAAGUUAACGGAAGAAUAUACGUUAUGGGACAGGUUGAGAGAAAUCGUUGGCGUGACGAAUCUGUUUAAAUUUGUCCUAGGCGGGCAAUUUGCUGAAUCGAGUCAACAGUUACAGAUGUACAGAUUUUUGAAGAUUCCUCCGAAUUUUUCUAUAUAUAUGUAUACAAAUUCAUCUCGUUCAAAAUGAUGCUAUUACUUUUAAUUUCCACACUAAUACCAUAUACGAGAGCCAUAAAGGAAGUCAAAAUUUACUGAAGAGUUAACCCUUGUAGUGGUGAUCGCUC
Molecule: messenger RNA, 1850 nt
Organism: Bactrocera oleae (olive fruit fly)
Lineage: Eukaryota; Metazoa; Arthropoda; Insecta; Diptera; Tephritidae
Product: protein toll-like
Biological process (GO): inflammatory response; toll-like receptor signaling pathway; immune response
Cellular component (GO): plasma membrane
Molecular function (GO): transmembrane signaling receptor activity; protein binding
Source: RefSeq, a predicted model, not a curated record